Messenger RNA from Dermacentor andersoni, 9964 nucleotides. It is a transcript of the gene MED10, whose product is annotated as mediator complex subunit 10. Gene Ontology annotation, biological process: regulation of transcription by RNA polymerase II. The record is from RefSeq and is a predicted model, not a curated record. Gene Ontology annotation, cellular component: mediator complex. Lineage: Eukaryota; Metazoa; Arthropoda; Arachnida; Ixodida; Ixodidae. Gene Ontology annotation, molecular function: transcription coregulator activity.
GCCAAGUCAAAUCCAGUCAAAUCGGAGCCCUGGAUCGAACAAACACCCAAACGCGGUUGUGGCACGAAGAGGUGCUUAGUGCCUUGCGAAUUGCUUGAGUAGAGUUUAAGCUGCAUAAUGUCGUCCCCACUUGAAGCGCUUGAAACGAAUUUAGAGAUGUUUAUCGAGAAUGUUCGGCAGCUAGGAAUAAUUGUUAGUGACUUUCAGCCACAAGGGCAAACCACGUUAAACCAAAAAAUAAAUCACAUCGUCACUUUGAUGCAAGAGGUGGACAGAUGUAAGCCACAAGUCCAGGACAUACAAGUGCCAUUGGAAGUGUUCGACUACAUUGACCAAGGAAGAAACCCGCAACUGUUUACAAAGGAUUGCAUGGAAAAGGCGCUGACCAAGAAUGAACAAGUCAAAGGCAAGAUAGAGUCCUAUCGCAGGUUCAAGGCCCUGUUGCUUCUGGAGCUGAGCAAGGUGUUCCCCACAGAAAUGGCCAAAUACAGGGCCAUCAGAGGUGAUGAGCGACCAGCCACAUAGAGGCCUCAUGUAAACUCUGUGAAGUGUAUAUACAUUUUAACCAAUUCACUGAGGAAGCAGUGUGUUGGCAUUGUACUAAAAAUAUAUUCCUUUACUUUAGUGACAGCAAAAUGUCUGCAGGACUUUAUCAUUGUGAUGUGUUGCAAACAAAUGUUGUGGACUGGAACUGCAGCUACCAAUAAACUGCUGGUGACAGCAUUUAUUAGUAUUUAAUAUGUUAUUGAGUUUCUGCUAUCCUUUAAGCUUAAAAGGUUUUAACACCUUAUAUAAAAUAAAACCAAGAUGCAGUUCUGUCUGAAGAUCCUUCACACGCUUUAUGCAAUGUUCCACCUUUCUGAAAGACAUGGCUGUACCAAAAGAAGCAAGUCUUGAUGCUUGUUUUUCUUUCAGCAAGGUCAAUAUGUGCAUGGAUUCCUUCCAGCAUUGAUCAUCCAACUAGUUCAGGCACAAGCCAUCCUUAGCAAGCUGAGGUAUAAAAUCAUGUGUGUUAUCAGUGUAAAAAUUAUAUGAGUACCUUUGGAGAGGUGGGGCUUGUCCUUGGUAUCUACACGGUUACUAACAAGGCUAAACAGCACAAAGAUGCAAAUAGAAAAAUACACAGGACAGUGCUAGACCUGUGUGUAUGUGUUUCUGCUUUCUCCACCUUGUCGCAGUAUUUAGCCUUGAGUAUGCAGUUCCAACUUGCCCAAACUAAGGUACUUCUUGGAGUUACUGAACCCUGCACUUCUAGCUGGCACAUGGUGUAUAUAUGUAAAUUCAUUCUGUAACAGCUGCAGUGGCCUAUGAAGGUCUAACCUUUGCAUGGAUUGUUAGAGCAUGCAUUUUCCAAGCAUUUUGCUUGAGCAUGCCUUAUCUCACAACAUUCAAAGGUUGUGCAGUGUAAAGGCAAAGUGCUACUUGCCUGCAAGGAAACAAGUAGUCAUUGGAGCAUAGCUGUUUGUAGAACAUGACAGUUCUUACACUUUACUAAUAAAUCUUGCUGGUUAUGACCACUGAAGGUCCAUUCUGUCAUUGUAAUGUUUUCCAGCUACUUGGUUCUGGUCCCCUAGUACUGCAAAAAAAUGGAUCAGAGGGGUUUUCCUCUAUACAGGGUCUGGUGGUGAUGUCAUAUGUAAGGGCAGCAAUAAGGCUAGAGCUUGUAAUGUCUAGCCUUAUUCAGUUCAAUAUCACAUUUUGCGAAUGAUGUUUUUGCCCAUUCAUGUCUCUGAAAAAGACCCAGUCAUCUAGCAUGCUUUUUGUUCCAGGCCUUAGAAGAAUGCUAAACCACAAUCACUAUUAUGAAACACAUUGUGCAAGUUCAGUGUUCUAACCACAUUUGAUAAACUAUGACAUAUCUGGCUAAAACUAAUGACCAUGGAAGAAAUAUAUGUAUGGUGUUCUGCUAUAUACUUUUGUUUUACUCACUGUAAGAUUUCCAGAUCUGGUAUAUCAAUUACAUUAUGGCCACUGUAUACACUUACGUCGAUCUUGUGACAGGUUUUCAGGCAUGCUUGCACAGAUUAUUAAGCUUUUAUGUUGAGAGGGAGCGUGAAGGAAAAAAAAGAAAGAAAACCCAUGAGCGUCUUAAUGAAAGCACGGAUAAAAUAUUAGACAAUAGCCUGUCAUGUCAUAUUAUAUGAUAGUUUAUAAAUGGUAACCUUGUCAUGACGUAUUAGGCAGAACUGCUGAGUAUGAGCUUGCGGGUUCAAUUUCCGGCCGUGUCAGCCGGGUUACGAUGGAUAUGAGAGAGUGAUUGUAGGGAGGAAGAGGUUCUCUUAUCUGCAGUCCUUUGGGGAGUACAUCUCGGCGGAUAAUGGAGGUGGAAUGCAAAGACGCUUGUGUGCCAUGAUAUAGGUGAAUGAUUAAGGACCCCAUGUGGUUGUAAUUAAUCUGGAGCACUCCACUAUGGCAUCUGUGAUAACCCACUGUGUACGUUCAGGACAUUAAACCUCACAAUAUAACUUAAAUAUUAGGCAGGAGUGCUGCUGUGUGUGCUGCCAUUUUCAUGCGUUUGUCCUUUGGCCUCGUGCCUUCGUGCAGCAGCAUUUCUGUAUAAGCCAUUAAGGGGGAAUGUGGGGUUAAAAUCACAAUUUUUGUCAAAAUACACAUUUUCUAAUUUUGUGUUUUGGAUUUCUAAGCAUAGAAAGAAGCUCCUUGCCAAGUUUAGUUAUCUGCGCGAUAGGAGAUAAUAAAAUGAGCUUUCUUAGCCGGCAGUUGCAUGUGUUUUGGCAUCUUUUGACAUCUUUGAAUAGAUUUUUUGGAGUUCACACUUUUGGGCCAAUGCACAAUUUUAGGAAAACUAUUGUUUCGAAACUGCACAAAUGAAAAAUUUGUAAGAUUGUUUCUAGGCUGAAAAUUUGUGAGGAACAAGACUAUACACAUAUUGAAUUUCUGAAUUGCCUCUAUAAAAGGAAAGUAUCAAUUUCUGUAUCACUAAAAAAGAAUAAUAAAAAAAUGAAAAAAAAACAACUUUAGUUUUGAAGUGGUGCGGUUUCUAGAGAAGGCAUAAAAUUAGGAGCAGCUGGUUCUAUCUUGUAAUAUAGAGCCUCCUGAAGAUAUUUAUUAAAACAUUUCUCAUCUGAGCUUAUCAUUUUAAAAAUAAAUUUCCUAAGGUGAUGCACUCAUUUGCUAAAUAGGGCAUGCAUAACCUUUCUUUUUUUGUAUUUGUGCUGGGGUAAUCAAAUUUACUAGGUGCCCUAAUGCCAAGAAGACAAAGCCUCGAGCCACAUUUAGUUAAAAUUGGCAUGUCGGUAGAAAAGUCUACUUUUCAGCCCUGCAUCCCCCUUCCAUGGAUGCUAGCACCCUUCAUUUUGGCUAGACUUGUACGUAACGAAUUACAUGCAAAUAAUUACUUGUCAUCAAUUACAUUUAUUGGUAACUUUGGAAUUUAACAAUUACUUUGUUUACUUGGUAAUGGUCACUGUAAUUGCAUUUUUCAGUAACCAAUUACAUGUAACCAGUUACUUUAUUGAUGAGACAAGCUGUAACAAGUGACACAGCUUUGAGAACCUGAAUUUGGCAAAAAAUGCAGUAGAACACCUGAGAUCGGGCCCUGCAGUAGCCUCGCGAAUGUGCAUGUCCAGGAAGGCAAACCCAGCGCUCAGGAUUUGUUACCUCAUCUUAACGCUCCACCGGAUGUUGGCCAAAGAACUGAACCAGUGUUGGUAUGUCUCAAUAGGGAAGGUCACUUAGAGCGCUAAUGCCAAAAAAUCAUGCGGCUGAGUUUUUCAGCUUUUCAUUGGCCCACCGAGGGCCUUCUUCCCGAAGUCCCAGCAACAAUGAAGUGCUGCGCUUCAUAGAGGACCCUGAUGCUGAAUAAGCACAGCCUUGUGCGCAAGAUCCGGAUACGCUAAACUAUGCCAUGCCUCCCAGUGUGCACAUCGAGCGAACUGCCUAACAUCCCUGUCUUCCUCUCGCAUUUUCCUCCUUGAGCAAGUUUUUAGUGCCGCUGCUUAUGUCUCCACAAUAAAAACAAAGGAUGAUGACUGACGAAAUAUUUUAAUGCAAUUGUUUGCGCAGGUAAGUUGCAUGAAGGGCUGGAGAAGACGCACUAAAAGUGCCAGGCCAUCUCGUUCUGUUUACUGUAUAUAUAUAUAAUCGUAAUAAAGGUUUGUAGGAAAGUAACAUGGAAGUAAUCGAUUACUAUUGAGUAAUUCCUCAGUUACUUUCGUGGGGCAGUAAUUGGUAACUGUAAAAACUAAUUACAUUUUUGGAUAAAUUGUAAUUGUAAUCAGUUAAUUUUUUUCUGUAAGGUGUACAAGUGAUUUUGACAGUGCCUCUGUGUUGCUAACAUGCUUUUUAUUGCAAUAGCAAUUAUAUGGACACUCCAGGGGAAUUUCUGCCAUUGCCAUGAUACAGUGAAACCUCGUUAAACCGUAGUUGGCCAGAGCUCGGGAAAAGUACGUACUGAACGGUAGUACUGCUUAACUGAAAUUGCAUGAGACCGACCACUUACCUGUCAAAAACAGAAGAGAGAGUGUGGUGAAAGGGGAAAAAACAUGCAGUAUUUAUUUACUUCGCGCAACAAAGGUGUUAUUUUCGUUUGAUGCCGUGGCGGCCUAGCAGCGACGACAGCGGCCUCAAACUUGCUGAAGCUGCAAGCCAGCUUUUCAGCCAGCCCCCUCUUUUUGGCAAACACUUGCAUUGCAGAUUCCUCGUUAAUGUUGCAUAUUCUCCGUGCGUGGGCGCGGUAGCGUUGCAGAAGUCACGGGGCACCUUUUCAUUGCGGGGUGCUGUUCUCGUCGCGACGAUUGCAUUCGUGAGGCUGACGUAACGCGCAGCUUCUGCCACUGUCGGGCCUGAAUCGUCCGUGCUGUCGGUUGCCGUGUCAUCCUUAUCACUCUCGCUGGGCGACACUUCAGCAACAACAAAGGCAACAAUGGCGAAAAGUCAAACCUCGCAGCCGACAUCUCUUCAUGGUCACAGCAGCGCUGCUGAGCAAUUUCUUCACAUUCCAUAUGCCACACACCGUAGUCAACAGUAGACCCAUGUUGCGUGCUAGCGCCGACUUCUUCGUGUCACCUUCGACAGCACGAACAAUGUUUAAUUUUUCUUCUAUGCUGAGCAUCCGGCGUCUUUUUUAUCUGAGCUUUGGCAUGACGCGAGUCCUCGCUUACACGACGCCACAACGCUCUCUGGGACGGCGCCGAAAUGAUGAUGUGACUUCAUCCGCAAACGCACAGGGCGCUUGGAGGCUUGUUCUGCCGGGCCACCCGAUGGGGACAAAGCACCGCUGUGUUUGCGCGACGAAAAGUGGAAACACUAGGUGUUAACCGAUACGUACGCAAUAAGCUGCUACGGUUUAUGCGGAUACAAAACACAUUAUGUUCAAUGGCCACUGAGUCGGGGAUUUGACUUUACUACUUUUAAAACGAAACUACUGUUUACGCGAGUACGGUUUAACGAGGUUUUACUGUAUUCCAUAUAAAGUCAAAGUGCGACGAAAUCACAGCUGUGUGUCGUAUGCUGCAGGUGUGAGCCAAAGCUUGCAAGGGAGGAAGGUGGGGAGGGCGUGCGCCAUCAUGUGCACAAAGGGGGGAGCGGGGAGUUGUGCGCAUGAUAGGAGGGGGGGAGGGAGCAGGUUAAGGUGCAUCUCCUCAUCUACUCCAGCUACGGCGGGUGAGCACGGCUGCGUGCGUCCUCUUUUGGAGGCAAUUUGCACUGGGUUCGAAGGCUAGACAACCAGAGAUAGCUGAUGGCUUUGUGUGUGCUGUGUUCUCACACACCUAGCUCUCGUUGAAGCGACAGACAGCGUGAAGGGAUAUUCGCUCGCCACUGCUGGCGCUCUUCAUCACGCCAGUGUUCUUUCAGCGAGUAUCCGCGGUCAUCAAGCGAGAUGUAUUCGUGUAUGCCUGUUACUUUGUUGUUAAGUUAGUUAGUAAGCGAAUGUUUACAGCAGUUUAUGUAGCUGGUAAAAUGGCUAACCUUACAUUGUAUAGCUGUCAAAUAAUUUGUUAUCGCAAUCAUUGCUUUGCCUGUUGGUUAAGACUAACUUUUAUCAUCAUUGUCAUUUUGUUUUGAUGCAACUUCUUUGAAUGUUGCACUGCACCAACUACAGUGGAUACGGUGGCAACAGUGAAGCAUAUGUGAUGCUUUGCUGCUGCUGCUUUGUGUUCUCUGCAAAUGAUCUUGACAUAGAUAAUUCACUGGCAGCAGCUGUUCACUGCUCUGUAGUUUGGUUGGCGUGACCUAUCUGAGCAGCCUCAGCUUGUUCACCUGCAUGCCGCUGCCACUCUCGUGCUGAUUAUCCAAGAAGCCUGUUGCUCUGUGUAGCUACAGAUGGUCGAAUUUUCACUUUGCUUCCUGAUAAGAAGCUGUCUAUGCGCUCCUGGUUCUUAUGAAUGCUAUGCAUGGUACUCUCACGGCAGUUUCUGAUUGAGUGGUUAUAACUUUCAGCUCUCAUAACUGUCUCACACAGUACCAUGGCAUCACUGGUGAGGUAGUGUGUACUAGCAUAUUUGUGUUACAAGCAUUCCUGACUGAGAUUUUUAAGAAAAUUCCCAUAGCCACACAUAUAAACUCAUUUCCUGUUGCAUGGGCUUUAGCAAACCAUGGGGGGGUCACGUAGUAUGUAACAUCACACUUUAGUCAUUCAAGGUUUUCAUGUCUGGGGCAUGUUUACAAAAUGAUGCAUGAUAAGAAUUGGGUCUGAGUUAGUUGCACUAUGUGAGUUAGCAGAAAACAAGCAUGGGCUCAUCACACGCAAAGGAAAAGAUAACAUUGCUGUCCAAAACUUGCAUUGUGUGUGGCUGGACAACAUUCCCACCACAUUCAUUGUUGCUAUUGUCAAUUAACUGUGUAGGAACCAUGCAGAGAUUCUGUAGAGGUGACUUUCUCAACCUUGGAAAUGAACAUAGUUGAGAAAGCCACUAUUAUAUGUCAUUCAGAGCAUUUGAAAGCUACUGUUUUGGAAAAUUCAACGUAAAAGGUCGGAUGUGGUUCCAGGAACAGUUGUGAAUAAUUUUAAGGGCUUUAGGAAGGUUUAAAGGGGGCACUGCUGCACCCCUGUCCACCCUUUCCUGCAAGUAAGUCCAUGAUAUGCUCCGUUUUUACAGUGUGAGCUUAUAAGAGCUUGCCCACACUUCACCUCAUCCAUCUUCCGGGUGUACCAUUUCUAUUAUAUGGCAUGCACCACAUUUUGUGGCAGUGUCAUUUAAGAGCUCACCUACAGUUUUUUGCAUAAUUCAUCCGUUAAGUCUGCCAUGUCUUGUGUAUGUGCAGGUGAUUUUCAAACACCACAAGGCAGAUGAAAAAAAAAAAUGUAUCAAGGUGAAUCUUGGCAGAGACUUAAUAGAUCUUUUGUGGAUACUUGAGAGCUCUAAAGAGUGUGUGGUAAAAUCCCAAAGUUCAAAGUUGCCAACUUCAGUAAACUUCGGCAGAGUGGGCAAGUGCCACAGCAUUAUGUAAAAUUUUGCAGACUUGAGUACAUCUGUAAUGACUCGGCGUCAGUGUAAGAUUUCAUUUGAAAACCCUUGUGGGCUUUCAGUAAUUCGCUUUUGACUAUGCUGUUUUUGAUGUAUGCCUACGAAAGUUUGCUUAGGUCUGCUAACAGUAUUUCUGCCAUCAUGAUACAUGCAUGCAAUCAUUGAAUGCAAAAGUCACCAUUGGUAGGUUUGUUUUAACACACUAGUCAAACAUGUUCAGGUGCUGAUUCACAAAAAAGGAUAAGGUAAGGUUGCUCCUGUCUGGCCAACUAUCGAGAGUGCCACAAUUGCUGCACUAGGGCUGAAUAAACACUUAGAAAAACCUGUCUUUUGGCUGCUCAAUUCAUACUUAAAACAUUUCCAGUGUUGAAAACAUGAAAAUGUUUGCAAUGAUGAUGAAAGAGAAAUGGGAAAACAAAGAAAUGGCUUAGUUUGAGAGAUCUUUUGCAGAGACCCUUUAAGAGCUCUGCCAGUGGCUGCUGCAGGAACAUGUGGGGCACAGUUCUUGAAGUGAAGAUGAAGUAGCGAUCACUAAACAAGCCAAGAAGAAAAAGAAAGGUUUUGGAGUUCAUAUGGGAGUCUGUAUGGACUCUGAAGUGGUUUUCUUCAUCUUUGACUUAGUCAGAAACUGCAACGUCUACUUUACUGUCUGUUACUGGAAGUUGUGAAGGGUUUUGCAAAACUUCGUCUGGUCAGGUAAUGCAUAGUGAAGACAAAGUUGUGGUUAGUGACCAGACAACAUUUCAUUGGACCCUUGACUACUGCUUGGAAUUUUGAAUCUCGGUGGUGUUCAGAAACACUGGAGGUCGUAUUUGCAAUUACAUGGUGACGUGACAAAAAAUAUACAGUAAACCCUUGUUAUAACAUAGUCACUUGAUCCAAACUAUCACCUUAUUAGAAGUUUUUCAGGGUUACUUGCAGUGCAUGCAUUUUAAAUCUGAUUAUUCUAUGUGCAAUGAUGUCGGCAUCGCUUAGUUAAAGAGCAAAGCAAGAAAUAACCACACAGUGCAGCAUUCACGGGCACACCUUGCAUUCUUCUGUAACAACCUGGAGAGGCAAAGAACGCUACGAAGGUCACUCUGCCACAUGGCAGCAGCUUGAUUGGCCUAACUGUAUUGCGUGAUGACAGAGGAGACAGCUGCUCAAAGGCUUCAGCAGGAUUUCUCCACUGUCAUGUCCCUGUUAUUGAGCACAAGUAUGCUUCAGUAUAUGUUUUACAAGCUCCUGCACCGUUGUAGUGCACAGCCCACUCUACUAUGGCUCUUUUAGAGCCUCUCCACUUUUUACGAAAUACCGCUUAAAACGAGUACUAUUCCUGUCCUGAUGAACUUGUUAUAAUGAGGGCAUACUGUAUGUUGUAUAUUGGCUUAUAACAAACAACAUGAGUUAUAACACACAUUUGUCAAUCUCAAAAUUGGAUAUUUGCCUAUAAGAAGCUUUGUAAAAUUGGUUAAAGCUGAACAACAUCCGUUUCGUACACUUCUAGUCUUAGAUUAUUUGAUCACAAUGUGAUGCAAUACUCCAUUAAUGCAUUGACAAUGACAAAAAUAAGCAGAUGCUCCAUGUUCUGGCGUGAGCUUAGUUGCCUCCUCCUGUUAGACAAUGAAGCAAAUGUAUGUCUAUUUUGUCACUUUGAAUACACAGACGGUGCAUACUACGUUACAGCUCCAUUGUGCCUGUUUUGCAUCAAGAUAAAAAAAAAAAUGAACUGCUGUUACUCAUUUGUUUGAAAGUGUGAGUAUAUUGACAGGGUGCCUAAAUAAAUGACAGCCAUGAAAUUCAAGGCAUAAAUACCUAAAGGGCUUUCCAUUUCGGAAGGUUGCACUAUUACUGGUCUUCUAGACAUAGAAAUGCUGCCUUUAUCACACUAGGAAUAGCCCAUCAAAAGGCCCUGCACUAGUUCCAGUAGGAAAUUUUGGUUAUAUACUAGAUGUGAAGCGCUGUCCAGGAAGCAUCAUACCCAAGGGGUUCAAUAGUAGCUGUGAUAGAAGUUUAAGGACUUGUGAAACAAUGGUGCGAGAAGGUGCGCUACCCUCUCUGCUGCAGAAGCACUCUCCUGUUGCCUUGAACAUCACCCACAAGCAACAUCCCACUGCUGUCUUCUCUCAUGUCAGAGCCAAGGGCCCACCUGUUUUGGGGGCUAGGGUUGCCCCCAUGAUCCCAGCCUCCUUUAUUUCUUUUUGCCUCCCUUGCUAUGUGAUGUUUUCCAGAGAUGUUUUUGCAUGACUCGGUGUUCCAUGGGAAUCUCUGUGUUCAUGCUACUGCUGGCUAUUUGUACUCUGCAGGUAGCGCACACGUGAGGUGGAAGCACCAAACAUAUGAUGUCAUCUUGCAGGCGUGCUAAGUGGCUUAUUCAAGAAGGGUGCUUAGACAUUUACUUAAAUUUUUUCAGGUGUUUUUGCAGGGUAAAUUGGUGUAAUCUGCAGGCAUGAUUGUCAUUGUGUUAUCUAUGCAGUGCAUUUAUUGCUAUGCAAUGCCUAAAUCUAGUGAGGCACCCUACUACCCAAUAUGAGUAAUAAAGUAAAUUUACCAACUGG